Lampris incognitus (smalleye Pacific opah) is the source of this 5705-nucleotide messenger RNA. RefSeq names its product lymphoid-restricted membrane protein (gene lrmp). Bases 1 to 4677 code for a protein of 1558 amino acids. Lineage: Eukaryota; Metazoa; Chordata; Actinopteri; Lampriformes; Lampridae. The record is from RefSeq and is a predicted model, not a curated record. Gene Ontology annotation, cellular component: endoplasmic reticulum membrane. The transcript is spliced from 39 exons.
AUGGACUACUGCGCCCCGCAGACGACACGUCGCCACAACCCCGUGGACAGCAUCUGCCGCAAGCUGCAGACCAUCCAGUGGCGUGGUGACCGAGAGCCCAACUCGCCUUUCCAGAUCCCCAAGCUUUCCUCCAGCAGCUACGACAGCGCGCAGUGGGACCUGGGUCUCGACCUGGAAACCAUCCUGAAAAAGCGAGCUGUCAGGGGCGACGAUUUCAACGGGGAGGAGAGGAGACGGAGAGGGAUGCUGACACCCGUGGCCUCCAAGAGGAACAGCGUGGGUGCUGCCGCCGCCAUCCUUCCGCCUCCCUCUGCCACGUCGACCCCGCCCUCCAACCACUGCAUGGAGGCCAACGUCAUGUACACCGUCACUAGCACUCUGGGGGAGAGGAGAGGCGCCAGCAGCGCCAGUGCUGCGGAGGGAGCGCAGGGCAAGAUGUGGCAGUGGUAUAGCUCAACGCCAGUGGGUCAGACCAGAGACUCUUUUUGCUCCAUGGUCCCACGAGGAGCCCGUGAUUUCAUGCAGCCUGAGGGCGAUGGGCGGCCCAGGACCACACUGCUUUCCAGCGCCCACCCCGAGACCCACAGCAUCCUUUCCUACAACCUCAACUUCUGUUCAGUGGACUCUGGUAACCCUCUGGCGUGUGAACUGCCCUACCCAGCCUUUGUUGUCAAGAGACUGUCCAUGGGGGAGGGAGGUAGGGCCUCUGAGUUAAGGAAGGAGACAAUGGCAGAGGUUAGUCUAAUAUGUGAGGAGGAUUUGCUUGACACCAUUUUCCACGCCUGUGACACCCAGCGCCAAGGUAAAGUUUAUGUGUCAAGCAUCGUGAACUACCUGCGCCACACCACCAGCCGCGGUUCGGAGGACAGCGGCCUGGAGGAGCUCUGCAACAUGCUGGACCCAGAGCACAAAGACGUCUCCAUUGACCUGGAUACGUACCACGCUAUCAUGAAGGAGUGGAUCGACGACUGCCGAAACAACGGGGAGGAGCCAGCCAGUGACCUGACCCACGACUCGGUCAAACUCCGAGACAGCCUGUCAGCAAAGCGGUCCAUGUUGCUGAACGUGACCUCAGGCAGUCUAGAGGCCAUUGGAGGAGAGGCUUCUAGAGUAGAUCUGGAGACAUCAGAGCUGGUGUACUGUGUGACUGACCUCCGGAUGAGUAACCAGAGGCUGCAGGAGGAGGUGAGGGGGCUGAAGCAGGUGGUGGAGGCCAUGGAAGACAGCAACCAGAAACUGGCAGAGGAAAACGAGGAGCUCUGCAACCAGGCCAGAGUUAGCCAACAACUGGCUCAGAAGGAGAGGCUGUUGAAGGAGGAGGUGGAGGAGAUGAAGGUGACUCUGAGCUGCAUCGAGGAGGAUAGGGCCCGCGCCGCCUCAUACAGUAAACACAUGGAAAGAGAAAACCAGAGUCUCACUGCCCAGAUUGCUACUCUCCAGGAGGAGAACUUCAAGGCCGCCAUGGAGGUGGAUGAGCUUCAGAGAAGGAUCGUUGAACUAUGUAACAUUAACGCGGAGCUUCAGGUUGAGAGCCACUCAUUUGAUGCCAUCAUAAGUAAAAAGGACGGUUUGAUACUCGAGAAGAGCAGACAGAUGGAGGAGCUGAAGUUGGCGGUGGAGGAAUACUCCUCCGUCACAGAGCGGCUAAGAGCCGACAAGGCCAAGCUAGAGAGCCAGAUGCACAUGAUGGACCCUAACAUGGCCGGGGCCUCUCUGUCGCUGUCCGGGGCCUACCAGCUGAACCAGUCCAGCUCAGGAUCUCUGCAAACGGAGUUGGCUCUGGCACAGCAGUCACCACUGGAGGCAGUAAACCAUUUGCCCUCCACAAUGACCCAAGUCUCCUCGCUAGAUGAGACCCUGGACAGGGAGGUGCUGCUCCUGCUGCAGGGGCCCAGUCCUGAAGACAUGGCUCUGGAGUUCAAGAGCCUCCUGGAGAAACUGAAAAGGGAUUUUAGAGAAGAAGCAGUCUCUCUGAUGUCAAAAGUCAUGGACCUUAUAGACAACCAUGAGAUGCCAGAGGCCCGGGCUGGUGCUAGACUUGAGACGGUGCAGGCUGAGCUGGACGCCAGGAGGGCCGACUGGGCCCUCGGCCUAGACCAGCUGGCUCAGUACACAGACUCCCUGGAGAAAGAGCUGAUCAAGAUGGCAAGCAACAUGAGGAGGUCUCGCACUGACAUCCUUCACCUAUCGGUUAGGGUGCAAGAGCAGGAGAACCAGAAGCGGCAGCUGUGUGAGGAGCUUGAGCAGCUGAAAAACCCCCAGGACAGUAGAGAGGCAUCGUGCCAGACUCCCGACCCAGAUCAAGAGUCCGGAGAGGGCUUGGACUGGGACGAGGAGUUCGCCCUUCAAGACUUCCUGAAGAGUGAGCUCACGGAGAGGAACCAUAGAGCGGCGCAGGACGGACAAACCAAUGCUGGGCCCGCGGCGACGACGAAUGCAGGAGAAAGGGACGGAGGAGAGGAGGGGGAACAGUGGACGGUGCUUAGCCCCGGAGGAAAGGGAGAAACGAGGAAGACCUCCACUCCUCUGCCCACACAUUCAGAGGUGAGGCAGCCUGGGUGGAGCGACGUGGAAGAUUGUCGAGACUCUGCAGCAAAGCCCGAUUCAAAGCCAGAGGUCAACCGUCAACCUUUGCAGGAGGAGAGAGAGGUGCAGUUGAACGCCCACUCACAAGCUGUAAGCGUUGAACACCAGGAGACUGAUGAUCCCCCUGACCCCUCCCACUCACAACACAACGAUGCGCAAAGUCAUGCGGCUACAGAAUCCUUUUAUAUUGGCUCAGCCCAGGACCCCGGCAGCUCAUAUGGACAAAACCAAAUCAUAACACCCGAGAACACUCCUCCCAGGCUGGCUGAGAUGGUACAAACCACAAACACCUCAACUGGGCCAGAUGAGACCAUUAUUCAGUGUGGGAGAGCUCAGCCAACCACAGAAGACCCCAGAGAAGGAGCGGGAGUGAAAGCAGAAGGGACGGACCCGACAGUGGUUGACAUGAGCUGUCCCAAGCGUCUGAGCCAGGACCAGUCGGCAGACAGAGCAGUAGCAGAGGACAGCACCUGCCUGCUGCCUGUGCUGGUGGAGGAGGAGGAGGGUGUUCAUGAUCUGGCCGAGGCAUCCACCGUAGCAGUCAACAUGGCAGCGUCUCCAGGAAGGGACAGCCAUGCCAGCGACGGAAAGACCCCUACUGAAGUCGGUAGCUCUCCUCAGUCUGCGACGGGACCGAGCGUCCCACACACCAGCCAGUCCUGGUGUGGUGGGGAGGGCACACCCACUGGCCUCGGCCAAUUGGUAGACAAUGGUUUACAGGAGCCCCCAGAGGCCAUAAAGGACUCCCUCGCGUCACAGGGCAAAAAUAAGAGGGAACUGGAGCUGUCGCGUAACAUGGAGGCCAUUGACGUGCCCAAGUUACAGGACGACUUAAGUGAGACGAGCGUGGCCAGCGAGAAAGAAGUUGAAACGUCUGUUUUCUCUGACACCAAUGACAGCUUGAAAGAGGACAGCAACAGCUUGUCGCCAACUGAUAAGGAGAUCGAGACGGAGUUCCAGCGUCUGGCGCUGGGCUUCAAGUGUGACAUGUUCACCCUGGAGAGAAGACUGCGGCUGGAGGAGAGGUCACGGGAUUUGGCGGAGGAGAACGUGCGUAAGGAGAUUUCCAGCUGCCAAGGGUUGCUGCAGGCGCUGAUGCCCCUGUGUGAGGACGACAAUCAGUCCAUGGAGAUCAUCCAGAGGCUCCAGAAGAACCUCGAAAUCCUCAUCCAGUCCAUGACCAGGGUGUCCAGCCGCUCUGAGAUGUUGGGAGCCAUCCACCAGGAGAGUCGUAUUGGUAAGGCAGUGGAGGUGAUGAUCCAGCAUGUGGAGAACCUGAGGCGGAUGUACACAAAGGAGCACGCCGAGCUGCUGGAGCUCCGAGAGACCCUCAUGCAAAAUGAGAGGUCCUUUGGGUCACACACCGAGAAAGAAGACUUCCGGGGCAAGAAGCAGUCCUCGUCGCAGUACUACAAGUCAGCGCGGCGGGUUAGCAUAGCAGCCAUCCCUCGCUCCGGGGGAGCAAACAUGCCCUUUGACAUGCCCAGGACAAAGGACACCCCUGAGGCCGAGACGGAGAGACUAACCCGAAGAUCUCCCUGGAGUAUGGCGGGGAAGAGCACGGCGCGACCCCCACUAAAACGCUUUGUUAGCUCCGGGGCCUGGGUUGACCCUGAAGAGCUCUCUCUUGUGAUGAAAGGGAUGGCCCCAGUCGACACCGACUCCCAUUCGGAGGAGGAGCAGAAGGAGGAGCCGGUGGUAGAGAGGAGGAAGUCCAGUCUCAGUGAGCUGAGCAACAAACUCACCUCCCUCAUCAUGCCCCUAAAGACGAGACAGGAUGAGCUCUUUGUAAUGCUUCCGAGUCCCACUCCCAGUACUACCACUGCAGAGCCACUAAUGGCCCCGUCACUUUCCCAGAGCCUUACGUCAUCCUCCCGCGCAGCAGCAGCUGCAGUGGCCCGGGGCAGAGGACUCUGGCUGUGGCUGGCCAUGGUGGUGCUCCUGGCAGGUCUCCUGGCAUUACUGGCCGGUCUGAUGAUGCAGCCAGCGGUGGACGCUGCCCCCGUGGGGACUGGGGACUCCUGGCUGAUCAUCCAGCAGCUUCUGUGGCCCUACACGGGGCUCCGGCACAAUGCACAGCCCCCUGUCUAGCCGCAGCUGCUCUCAUGAGACCCGGUUUGGGUACCCAUCAGCCUCCUGUGGAGAUUGGUGGACAGAGGUGGGGAUGAUGUUGGGCAGAGGUGGUGAUGAUGUUUGCUUGGUGAUGAAGAAAGAGGACCAUAGCAUUCCUGAGCAAAGGGUGUUGCGCCGGUGCUUGAAGUCACCCAAAGAACUUGUUGACAGCAUACACCAGGCCUCGGGAUAGUCAUCCCCACGGAGGUGUUUUCACAUCACGUUUGCUGAAUUGCUGUGUGUGUGUAUAUGUGUGUGUGUUAUGCGUGUUUGUAACGACAAGAACCACUCAAAGAAGGCAGCAACCAUUUUGUUUUUUACCAAGGCUGCUACACAUCAGGACGACACAAUGAGGCUUUUCCUGUUGGUACUGCCGGUACAUUAUCAGGACCCAGCACGAUCUAAGACUCACGAUUGGCUGGCUGGUACAGUUGGUACAAUGUUGACCAAUCAUGUUGAAAAGUCACGAGGCUCUCUGCAUUCAACUAUAUAGAUGGCUGCAGAAUGUUAAUCAUGUUGAGACAUCAAGGACUGUGGCUCCGAUCUGAACACUUGGCUUUUCAAACACAUUUCAUUAUUGUGGAUAGUGACAAAAGUACUUGAGGUUACAUGGACCGUCAACUUUAUUAAUGGGGAUUAUUUUCCAUUCGUUCCCUCAAUGAUUACAGAGGAUUUUUUUUAACCUAAAACCAUAAACAUUGGUAAUAAAACUCAUUUUAUUUUGUUUUUAAGUGGUUUUUGAAAUUUUAAAUCUUCUUUAUAAACUUGCUAGCUUGUGUGGGGAAAUGUUAAUAUCUGCUUAUUUUUAUUAUAAUAAGUGUAUGUUGUUACAGUCUUAUCACUCAAGUUCUUGCUGUGGUGAUCACUAUUUUCACCUUCAUACACUUUUGUAUGUUACAAGAGGGUGAGUGCAUGAGACUUUGCACAAAUAAAGAAGCCAAUUCUAAAAAAUAGGUGUUCUUGUUAACUGGGUAUAUGAAACACAAAUGAUUACACCGGUAGAUGUU